UUCGAGUGCUACAUCGUGCGUUGGCCGAAGCAGUUGCUCUUGCGUUCAAGUACAACGCAGAUGGUACAACAAAAACAAAACACGCUAAAGUGUAUUCGUAUAACAAAAACAUUGUAGUACAACAAUGAAAUCACGAAAAAAUGCCGCGAAACUAACUCCAACUGUAAAAAACGAAUGCCAAACCGACUUUUCGUUGCCACUCGUUGUCUGCAAUACGAGUAUACGGCAACAAAUUCAAGUUCGUCACUUUAUCUAACGGUUUUACUGCACUCCAACGCACGCCAGUGGGUCUGUUUCGUUUAAUGCAAAACGCUAGCUGGUUCUCAUAGUUGUUGGUAUUGUUGUAUCGGCGCGCCAUUCAACCGUUGUAUGUGUUGUCGUGCGCAUUGACUUUCGGUCUUUUCAACAUCACUGCUGUCGCCUCGUUUGAAUGUGAGGAAACAGUGUAUUCUUGGCGUAUAUAGUAAACAAAAAACGGCGAUAAGUGCUUAAUCGCUUCUUAAUCGAGCGCGAGUGCGUACGCAUAGGUUCGGUGGAGUUCCGUUUUAUUCCGUUGUAGCGACAAAUAUUUAUUUAGUAGCAAUUUCGCGUUCGUGUAAGUCAAGGUGGCGCACGCCGUGUGUGUUGUAUGUGUUUGUGUAUAAUUUGAGUUCAACUGCCUGCAAGUGACAGCUGACUGACUUUUUUAUAUUUACAAAAAAAUCGUGAACUUUUAGUGUGUGUCAAUAUUUGCGAAUUUAAUUUGUGUCUUUAAAAAUCAUUUUUCCCACAAUGAAUACCACUUCACCCAAGUCAUCGCUAGCCAAAUUGGGUAUACACACGACCAAGCAUAAAUCCCUGAAGGUGAUGGUGUUGGGACAAAGCGGUGUUGGAAAAUCUGCUAUGGUUGUAAGAUUCAUUACUAGACGAUUCAUUGGUGAAUAUGAUCCCAAUCUAGAGAAGGUCUACACCCACAACACCACUUUUGACAAUGAGCUCAUACAGUUUGAUAUACUGGACGCAGCUGGACAACCCAAUAAAGAAGAUUGCGUCAGUUUGGACACAAACAUACGUUGGGCGGACGCCUUCAUACUAAUGUACUCGGUGACCGAUAAGUGUAGUUUUGAUGAAUGUAAUCGACUGAAAUUUUUAAUCAACUAUAAUAAAAGGAGACGUAAACUUGGAUCAAAUAGCAAGGAUUCGCUCUCGGAUGUGCCAGUAAUAUUGGUGGGCAACAAAACGGAUCAAACGGGCGAUCGUAUGGUGAGCAUUGAGGAGGGCCAACGACGUUUUCGUGAUCUAACAUGUGUCUGCUUCCAUGAGAUCUCUGUCCGCGAGAGUGUCGAUCAAGUUCAGGCAGUGUUUCGUGACAUAUUUCGCUUUUGGCGUGUCUUCAGCAAGUUUCCCAAACUGAAACGUUCCACCAGCGACGUACAAAAUGCUUCCGAUUCAGCGUUGAGCCCCGAUUCGGGUUGCUCCUUCUACGAUCCGUCAUCGUAUAACAGUGAAACACGUAGAUCCUUUUUCAUAAAUGCCAACACCUGCCUGGAGGAGACCGAUCACACAGAAUCCACAGAUGAGCUCGGUUCCGGUAGCCUAUGCAGCUCUCGUUGCGAAAUAGAUACACCAUUCCGCAGUAGAGCUUCCACAGAUGGCACAUUAUUGUCGCGUCCACGUCGCUGGCGUUAUCCACCACCCGGUUGUCUAGCACACACCAAUCGUGUCGAACGUCGCAUGAGCAUCUCAACUCGUGGCAGCAACGCCAGCUAUUGACUACUAAUGCAUCACUGAGUGGCGCUCGGUUUCAAUAGCAAGCAGUAGUUGCUGUGACAAGAUUUUAUUAUUUACACUAUUACAAGGCUUUGAAGGUUCAAUAUGCUAAAUGGGGGCGCGUUGCACGCUUAUUGAUAGACUAUUUGUUAUAAAAUGUAAAUUAUUUAUUACGAUUACAUUAAGAUAUAACUACAUAUGUAAUGCUGAUGUUUUAUACAUGUAUUUUUCUAUGUACUGAUUGUAUGUAUUUAUGAGAUAAGUAUUUAUUAAAGGUUUCAUAGAUGUAUUGACCCUUAUAUUUACAUAUACAUACAUAUAUACUUGCUUGUAAGAAUGAAUAAUAAAACUUAAAAAGAA
This is a messenger RNA of Bactrocera neohumeralis, 2109 nucleotides long. Its product is annotated as ras-related and estrogen-regulated growth inhibitor. The record is from RefSeq and is a predicted model, not a curated record. NCBI's taxonomy places the organism in Eukaryota, Metazoa, Arthropoda, Insecta, Diptera, Tephritidae. The coding region runs from base 772 to 1752 and encodes 326 amino acids. Gene Ontology annotation, molecular function: GTPase activity; GTP binding. The transcript has 7 exons.